Messenger RNA from Triticum aestivum (bread wheat), 1965 nucleotides. RefSeq names its product phosphatidate cytidylyltransferase 1. Gene Ontology annotation, cellular component: endoplasmic reticulum membrane. Gene Ontology annotation, molecular function: phosphatidate cytidylyltransferase activity. The transcript is spliced from 12 exons. The coding region runs from base 350 to 1627 and encodes 425 amino acids. Lineage: Eukaryota; Viridiplantae; Streptophyta; Magnoliopsida; Poales; Poaceae. The record is from RefSeq and is a predicted model, not a curated record.
UAGUUGUGGACGAGCGGUUGCGAGCGGCACUCAAUAAUCGUGAGAGCGAUGUGUUUGUUUAUUGGGUGGACCUUGAAUGGUUAGCCUUGUUGAUGUGGGGAAACACUAGGCGCUUGCCGUGACACGACACAGCAAGGAGCGUUGGAUUGUUGGCUGGUGGUCCUGCACCCAGUUUCCACUCUGGCCACAUAUGCUGCUUAUCUUGGUUAGCUGUUGUGCCAGUGGGCGGCUUAUUGUCUGAGUUGAGUUUCAUACUCUGCUCUCCGACUAGCGCACAAUCUGUUCGUCGAAUCAUAUAUGAAGCAGUAACUGAGUCAACGUGCCACUUAGUGACAAUUUGAUAGCAGCUAUGCAAAAGGAUACAGGCUCUGGUGAUGUUUCUCCUUCUCAUGCAGGACGUGUGAGACAUCGGAGGCGCCCUAAUGAGACUGCCACCGAUGGGAAUAGAGCCAAUGGGACGGUUUUGCUUGUGAGCGACCAGAACAAGUACAAGUCAAUGCUUAUCCGUACAUAUUCAACUUUGUGGAUGAUUGGAGGCUUUGUGUUCGUAGUUUAUAUGGGUCAUCUUUAUAUCUGGGCCAUGGUGGUUGUGAUUCAAAUAUUUAUGGCAACAGAGCUUUUUAACCUACUCAGAAGAUCCAGCGAAGAGAAACAACUGCCAGGGUUCAGGCUCCUGAAUUGGCACUUCUUCUUCACCGCAAUGUUGUUUACUUAUGGGCGUUUUCUUAGCCGGGAGCUUGUUAACACAGUAACUUCAGAUCACUUGCUGUAUAAGCUCGUCAGCGGCCUAAUAAAGUAUCAGAUGUUUAUUUGCUAUUUUCUUUAUAUUGCAGGCUUUGUAUGGUUUAUUUUGACUCUGAAGAAGAAGACAUACAAUUAUCAGUUCAAACAGUAUGCCUGGACGCACAUGAUCCUUUUAACGGUUUUUGCCCAAUCUUCUUUCACCGUGGCAAAUAUAUUUGAAGGGAUGUUCUGGUUUCUUCUCCCUGCUUCGCUCAUUGUGAUCAAUGACAUUGCUGCGUAUUUAUUUGGGUUUUUUCUCGGGAGAACACCAUUGAUCAAGUUAUCACCAAAGAAAACAUGGGAAGGUUUUAUUGGUGCAUCGGUGACAACCAUCAUCUCUGCUUUUCUGUUGGCAAACGUAAUGGGUCAUUUUCAGUGGUUAACCUGCCCAAGAAAGGACCUGUCGACAGGAUGGCUUACCUGUGAUCCCGGUUCUAUGUUUAAGCCAGAGCAUUACUUUUUGGGGGAUUGGGUGCCACAAUGGUUUCCAUGGAAAGAAGUUUUCCUUUUACCCGUGCAGUGGCAUGCUUUAGCCCUUGGUUUGUUUGCAUCGAUAAUAGCACCAUUUGGAGGAUUUUUCGCAAGUGGCUUCAAGAGGGCUUUUAAAAUAAAGGAUUUUGGCGACAGUAUACCUGGACAUGGUGGAAUUACUGACCGAAUGGAUUGUCAAAUGGUCAUGGCAGUCUUUGCAUACAUAUAUCACCAAUCCUUUAUCUCGCCCCACAAUUUCUCUGUUGACACAAUCUUGGAUCAGAUUGUAAGAAACCUAACCUAUGAGGAGCAGAAAUCCUUAUACCAGCAACUAGGAGAGAUCUUCCGUGAAAGGCAGUUUAUGCAAAGCUGAAGAUUUAUUUGCGCGUGAACCACACAACCACACAAGACAGCUGCGUAUGGUUCAUUAUGUAGUUAGAUCUAUGUACAGCAUCAUAGCUCCUCUGUACCGUGAUAGACUGAUGUCCUUAUCCAAACCAUUGUACAGAACGGAGUGUGGAUAGGGUUUAGGUUCUUGAUCCGCUCUCCACUUAUGUUGCUUCUUUUAAUCAUCUGCGCUAAUUCUCUCCUUGUUCGUUAUCAUCCGUGUUCUUGUAAAAACAGAGCUGGAAAAGCUUAUUCGUGUAUAUCACUUUUUUCGGUCUUGGCAUCAAAUAUUUUGUAAGGUUUGCCAGUGGCCUUUUUUUUUGA